Vanessa tameamea is the source of this 1256-nucleotide messenger RNA. RefSeq names its product retinal homeobox protein Rx-like. Gene Ontology annotation, biological process: regulation of transcription by RNA polymerase II. Lineage: Eukaryota; Metazoa; Arthropoda; Insecta; Lepidoptera; Nymphalidae. The transcript is spliced from 6 exons. The record is from RefSeq and is a predicted model, not a curated record. Bases 360 to 1109 code for a protein of 249 amino acids. Gene Ontology annotation, molecular function: RNA polymerase II transcription regulatory region sequence-specific DNA binding; DNA-binding transcription factor activity, RNA polymerase II-specific.
UCGGUUGCGUUUGCGAACUACUAAACUCUUAACGUGCGAAUUACUUCACAAUAUUAAUUUAUUAAUAUUAGUAUUGGUUAUUGAUUUUUAAUAUACAUUAAUUAAUUAAUAAUAUUAUUAUUUUUUAAUGAUUAAUUUAUCAUACCAUAAAAACUCAAUGUUCUUAUUUUUUAAAUUGACAUUAUAAUAAUUUUAAGUGUUUUUCGGACAUUUGAUUUAUAAAAAAACUUGUGUAAAAAAGUGCUUGAUUAUAAUCGAAUUGUGUUUGGACGUUAUUACAAAUAUAAGUGCGCAUAUGUGUUGUGGUGUGGCUACCAGGAGAUAAUAAGACGGCAGGAGGUGUUCAACGAGGUAUCGUGAUGGCGAGCAGCGCGCGUCGAGGCGCAGCUUACACGAUAGACAGCAUCCUUGGACACAGACAACACGCAUCCGACGGCGUGGAGCGAUGCGGGGAAUUGAAGAGCGAAGGUGCUCACUCAGACUCUGAGCACGAAGUCGAGCAUGAGCACGAAGUGAGCACGGAGCCUGAACGAGCAGAGCACGAACCGUUAGAGGCCCUCGACGCUGGACGACCGCGCAAGCAGGUGCGUCGCAGCCGAACCACGUUCACCACGUACCAGCUGCACGAGCUGGAACGAGCCUUCGACAAGACACAGUAUCCGGACGUGUUCACGAGGGAGGAGCUCGCCAUGAGACUGGACCUCAGCGAAGCAAGAGUUCAGGUGUGGUUCCAGAAUCGACGUGCUAAGUGGCGCAAGCGAGAGAAGGCUCUGGGACGGGAGCACGCGCCGUUUUUACACCACGAACACGGUGUUGGAGAAUGGGGUCCCAGCAUGGGAGUUGGUGUGGGAGGCGUGGGCGUCGGCGCAGGCGAGUGGUGGCUCGGACUUGGCGCACCGCUGUGGCACGACGCGCCACCCGCGGCUGCCUUCAGAGCUUUGCUGCACAGGUAUGUCCUGGCUCUGCCUCCACCAGCGCCGAUGUCGCCCGCAGCGCGUUCUCCGUCCCCCGCGCGCUCGCCUCGCCCCGCGCCCCUCCCCGCGCCCGCCCCUCUGCCGUCUGAACCUCUGCGGCUGCUGCACGACCGCUACAGUCGAGUGCACACGUAACCAGGUGUAAUAUACUACAUGUAAGGCUAUGUGCUCCUGGUACCUCUCAACGCUUGAGAGCUUCGGAGAUUCGGUAUAUUUUUCUUGUGUCGAAGGAACACUAAGCAUAAACGAUUAAUUAAGCAGAUUAUAAAAAUACAAUAACUC